UGUUUGUAUUUAUAUUAUAAUUUUUAAUGUUUUAUUUUCUUUCUUGAAGUUUCGCUUCAUAUUGAGUUGAUUGUUUCUUAAAUAUUUUAGAUGUUUGACUUUUAGUAUUAUCCUAUUAGCAUUUUAUUAAUCUUUACAACACUUAUUAAUCUAAAUCAUGGCCUCCAGUCAGCAAAUACCUGGUCUAGCCCAAAAGAAGGUGUUCAAAAUUAUUGUUUUAGGCGACUCCGGUGUAGGGAAGACAUGCCUUACCUAUCGCUUCUGUGAGGGACAAUUUUUGGAUAUAUCCGAAGCUACCAUUGGUGUAGAUUUUAGAGAGAGAACGAUACGUAUUGGAAAUGAGGAUAUUAAGUUGCAACUGUGGGACACGGCCGGCCAGGAGAGAUUUAGAAAGUCCAUGGUCCAGCACUACUACAGGAAUGUGCAUGCUGUGGUCAUAGUCUAUGAUGUUACAAAGCCUGAAACGUUUCAUUCAAUAGUGAGUUGGAUGGAUGAGGUGGAGUCCCACGGGCUGAUGAAGGCUCCCCGCGUCCUGGUGGGGAACAAGUGCGACUGUGGCACCGUAGAAUCCCGACUCGCCACUACAUACGCACAGCGGGCCGCCGACAAAUAUGGAAUGCCGUUGUUCGAGACAUCAGCUUUAUUGGAUUCUGAAUGUGACAAUGUGGAGUCUAUAUUUAUGACGUUAGCUCACAAGCUAUACUCCAAUCAACCCUUAAGGGUAGUCAGUGUUGAGGGUGAACAAAAUUACAAUGUGGUGACAUUGAAACGACAGAAGAAUAGGCACGGGAACGACAGCAGUUGUCUGUGUAGGUAAACAUGUAGUAUAUAAUGUACUAAACAAUAUAUAAA
Molecule: messenger RNA, 852 nt
Organism: Achroia grisella
Lineage: Eukaryota; Metazoa; Arthropoda; Insecta; Lepidoptera; Pyralidae
Product: putative Ras-related protein Rab-33
Exons: 5
Coding region: 158-817 (219 amino acids)
Cellular component (GO): endosome; Golgi apparatus
Molecular function (GO): GTPase activity; GTP binding
Source: RefSeq, a predicted model, not a curated record